Heterobasidion irregulare TC 32-1 is the source of this 684-nucleotide messenger RNA. RefSeq lists its product as uncharacterized. The record is from RefSeq and is a predicted model, not a curated record. The transcript has a single exon. Bases 1 to 684 code for a protein of 227 amino acids. NCBI's taxonomy places the organism in Eukaryota, Fungi, Basidiomycota, Agaricomycetes, Russulales, Bondarzewiaceae.
AUGUCAUCCUUAUUUUCCUUAGUUGUCCCCGGUUCUUUCCAUUCCACUAAUACCGCCGACCCAGUCGCCAUCUUCACCGCCAAGCGCAAGUACAAACUGGUUGCUCAGAAAACACGACCAGUCUUGGCCGACCUCCCCGAAAAGUUCCGAAUCAUUCGGAACAUCCUUAGUGACCCUCUCGCUGCCCUUCCGACACUAACACCGAACCCCCCACCCUUUGCGCCGACCGGCAGAUACACAGCCGAACGACGCGACCUCAUCGACAAAGUCCACUCGGAUGACUUCCUUUGGCUGGCCGAACAACAGCUCAUGCACCAUUUCAUGUGUUUACAAGAGAUGGGAUUCGCCUGGGACAAUUUGGAAUACGGACGUUUCCGCGAGGACUUCUUCCCACCAGUCAAUAUGCUGGUAGUUGAGCACAAGCCCUGGGUGCAGCGCAACAUCCCGAUUCCACCAGGCAUCUAUGACAAAGUGUGCCGACUUAUCAAACCAAGAUCGCUGCUGGAGUCUAUGAGCCAUCGAAUUCUUCCUACCAAUUGCACUGGUUUACAGUCCUCAAGAAGACAAAUAGCACCUGUUAUGAUCACGUUCUAUCGGGCCUACACGGCGGUCUAUUCCGAUACGAUCAUCACAAAUAUCACGCGGCCUCACAGGUUGAGGCGUACACCAAGGUACAGAUAUUAA